UGUUUUGCUUCAACGGCGUUGACAGCUCGGGGCAAUAUGUUCGCACGUGUGAUGGCUGAGCAUUUAUUCUGCAAAAGGAGUCACGUCACGAUGGCCUCGGAUGACGUCGCUCAGCUGGCCGACGUGCUCUCCAAGAUCCACGUCGGGGAUGGAGAGUUGGGCUUCAGAGGCUCGGGUCUGAAGCUCGACGACGCAGAGUCGGUGGAGGAGCUGAUCCGCGAGAUGGAGCAGUACCCGGGCCUGAGAGCGCUGCGUCUGGAGGGGAACACCCUGGGAGUGGAUGCGGCCCGGGCCAUCGCCAAGGCUCUGGAGAACCAGGACCGGCUGCAGCGAUGCUACUGGAGCGACAUGUUCACCGGAAGGUUGCGCUCUGAAAUCCCGACGGCCCUGAGGUCACUGGGCAGUGCGUUGAUGAGUGCCGGCGCGAGGCUGACCGAUCUGGACCUGAGCGAUAACGCCUUCGGGCCCGACGGCGUGAAGGGGAUCGAGCAGCUGCUGAAGAGCCCGUCCUGCCACGCGCUGCAGCAGCUGAGGCUCAACAACUGCGGCAUGGGCGUCGACGGAGGGAAGAUCUUGGCUGAAGCUCUGAUUGAAGGCCACCGCCAGGCAUCGGCGUGCGGCGCUCCACUCAAACUGAGAGUGUUCAUCGCCGGGAGGAACCGCCUGGAGAACGAAGGAGCCAGCGCCCUGGCCAAGGCCUUCCAGCUGAUGGGCAGCCUGGAAGAAGUCCACAUGCCCCAGAACGGCAUCACCCACGCAGGUGUGGCGGCGUUGGCUGCAGCCCUGCAGCACAACCCGGAGCUCCGCGUCCUCAACUUCAACGACAACACCUUCACCAAGCGGGGCACGCUGGCCAUGGCGCGGGCUCUGAGGCACCUGAGGAACGUGCAGGUGAUCAACUUCGGGGACUGUCUGGUCCGCUCGGAGGGAGCCGUCGCCCUCGCCGCUGUCCUCCGAGAGGGACUGCCGGUCCUCAAGGAGCUCAAUCUGUCGUUUGGGGAGAUCACCGAGGCGGCGGCGCUGGUGGUCGCUCAGGCUGCGGCGGACAAACCGGACAUGGAGACAGUGGAUCUGAACGGUAACAGUUUGGGGGAGGAGGGCUGUGAGGCUUUGAGGGAAGCCAUGGAGAGCAUGAACAAGGGAAGCAUGCUGGCGUCGCUCAGCGACGACGAGGGCGAACCUGAAGACGAGGGCGAAGACGCCACCGAUGACGACGCCAGUGACGGCGGGAGUGAAGACGAUGAAGAGGACGGUGGCGUCGUGAAGGAGAAUGGUAGAACGAGAAAAGACGACAGUCCUGCGAAACCCCCGAGCCCAGCAGAGGUCACGACCUUCCUUAGCUGCCCCUCGGCAGAGAGGCUCCUUCAGCUGGGAGAGAUGAGGACGAGCCUGCAGCAGCAGGUGGACGCAGCCGACCCUCACAGGGCCGCCGACGUCCUUCUGAAAAUCGCUUCUCUGUACAGCGAGGACCCGGAGACCAAGGCGGCCGUCUUCGAAACCGUCGACGGCGUGUUGGAGAAGCUCCUCUCCGGCUCGGCUUAUGAGUCGUACCGCUUCCUCUCCUCGCUGCUGGUCAUGAUGGGACUCCUCAAGGGCGAGGGGAAGAUGAAAAAGGUGACACUGGUCCCAGGUCAGCUGUUGUGUUUGGAGCACGCCAUCCAGCAGGAGUACUUCCUCCAGCAACACGCCGCGCUGCUGCACACCUUCGUGUCCAAGAACAGCGGAGCUCUGGAGUCCUGCAGCAGUGCUAGUGAGCGGCUGAGCUCCACGCUGGAGAAGAAGUGCCAUGACCAACACUGAAAACACACGCACGCAUGCACGCACACACACACACACACACACACACACACACACACACACACACAGUACUGACUUUACGGUCUCCAGAAGCCUUAAAGAAGGGACUCAGACAGCCACUUAAUGUAUCUCCCUUCCUGACGUGUAUAUUUUAUGAAGGCAAACACUGCAGAAUGUCUUAAGUUUUAUUUUUCUACGAACGCUCGGGACAUUUUAAUUUUUUUAAAAUAGAGAUAGAACUAAUACACAAGGUAAAGUUUGGGUGAAUGUGUAAAAAUGGAACUGCUAGUAACCGGGAGCGCGGCUAACGUUUUCACUGUUUACAACUAAAUGUCUUAUUUCAGCCGCAGCCUGCAUAGCUGGCGGGAAUGCCCAGAUUUACAGAUUAUUGCAGGUUAUUACAGGUUAUUACAAGUUAUUACAGAUCUUAAUGUUUGGAUAUAAAAGUGGCAGAUAUUUAUAUUGUGAUAAAACAGCUUGAGAUGUUCUGUAUUUUUAAGAUGUCUGUGUAUAUAUAUAUAUAUAUAUCAGAUACUCAGAUGUGCUGCUGAGACAGGAAUGGGAAGGCCAGCUAUUCAUGUAACUCAUACUGAACAGAGACAUUUAUAUAAUCAAUUAAUCUAAAUAAAUUUGUGAAAGAUUA
This is a messenger RNA of Pseudoliparis swirei, 2440 nucleotides long. It is a transcript of the gene rangap1b, whose product is annotated as Ran GTPase activating protein 1b. The transcript is spliced from 16 exons. Gene Ontology annotation, cellular component: cytosol; perinuclear region of cytoplasm; nucleus. Gene Ontology annotation, biological process: activation of GTPase activity; signal transduction; nucleocytoplasmic transport. Gene Ontology annotation, molecular function: small GTPase binding; GTPase activator activity. NCBI's taxonomy places the organism in Eukaryota, Metazoa, Chordata, Actinopteri, Perciformes, Liparidae. The record is from RefSeq and is a predicted model, not a curated record. Bases 37 to 1800 code for a protein of 587 amino acids.